Messenger RNA from Symbiodinium sp. CCMP2456, 648 nucleotides. The record is from the annotation of a GenBank genome assembly. NCBI's taxonomy places the organism in Eukaryota, Dinophyceae, Suessiales, Symbiodiniaceae.
AUGGGGCAUCCACCUGCACCGCCAAGCUUCAGAUGCGAGAAGGCAGCACCGCUCUCCGCAAGUCCAGCAGUCUUUGCAGGAGAUGGCACGAAGGAUCGGGGCUCUCCUGUCCGUCUCAUGAGGCCGAGGGCUCAGUUUGGGGAAGCCUGGGUCAAUCUUCAUUGCUCUUCCUGGCAAAGGCAAGCGAAAGCGAAGGCAGCACCCACCCAGGCUGAGGAGGAAACGAUUCUCCCGCAGGCGGUUGCGGAAGCGUCUCCGGCUGCGGUGCCCGGCCAAGUGCCCGAGCCGCUUCCAGCUUCGCGAGGGUCGAGCCGAAAAUCCAGCCGAAAGCCGACGCCGGUGUCGUCUCCUACGGGACAGAAGCGAGCUGUGGCCUCGGCUGAACCAGAAGUCACCGACACUGCGACGCCGAAGAAGUCAGAGCCCAAGCGGACCAAUCUGUCCCCCGAGCACGUCGGCAAGAUCAAGAGGCCAACAGAUGAUCAGCAGCAGCGAUAUCAGCAGCAUCUGGCAUACCUCAAAGGCAUGGAUAGCAAUGCCUAUCGAAUGGCUGUGGAAGGGGAGUCAGGCGCCAUUGAGGCAGAGCUCGCUUCCAUGCUCCAGGGUUUGAAGGAGGAUCUGCGGGAGAAAGUGCCGCUCCUGCCUGAG